AUGGCGACCGUCCUUGCGCAUAACUCUGGGUUCCGUGACAUUGGCACCCUACAAACACGUCGAACGGAUUCAUCGAACAUACAAAAUAGGAACAACAUGCUCGGCCGACUAAAGACUCAGUUCUCCAAAAAGGAGAAGAGCAUGCCAUUCAAGCUAGACAGCACUCCUCAUCCUCAGCGAAGCAGUGUGCCAGCAAUGAGAAGACCUGCAUCGAAUGCGACACGAAACACUCCAGGCGACGCGCCACCAGCAUACUCACCGGCACCAAAUGCCGCCCCUAUCACUCCCGCUGUCACAGUCAUAUCACCCGCAGCCCAAGGAGCAGAUGACCCCUACGCCUUCCUCUGCAGCUUCGACACCGCCUUCCUGAUCGACGACUCCGGCUCCAUGGCCGGCGGCCGCUGGCGCGAAACAGCCGAUGCGCUCGAAACCAUCACCCCGAUCUGCACAGCCCACGACGCAGACGGCAUUGACAUCUUCUUCCUGAAUCACCCAGACAACUCCUUCCACCGUAACAUCACCAGCUCAGCUACCGUCCGUGAAGUCUUCUCGACUGUCAAGCCAGGCGGCGGUACACCUACUGGACAGCGCCUGAACCAGAUCCUGAAGCCGUAUGUCAGGAAGUACGAGGCCAACCCCGAGACGACGAAACCGCUCAACAUCAUCUGCAUCACCGACGGCGAACCUAGCGAUGAUGUGGAGAGUCCGCUCAUUGCAGCAGCGAAGAAGCUUGAUAAGCUCGAUGCGCCUGCGUGGCAAGUGGGCGUGCAAUUCUUCCAGGUCGGCCGUGAUGAGGAGGCGAAAGCACACCUCAAGCAGCUGGAUGAUGAGCUGGCGGAGAUCGCCGGCGAUGAUGAUUUGCGUGAUAUUGUGGAUACCGUGCCGUUCACGGGCGCGGAGGGUACACAUCUUAGUGGUGAUGGCAUCUUGAAAGUGGUGUUGGGUGCUGUCAACAGACGAUUAGACAGGAAGAAGAGCAAGGAUUUGCACAGGUAG
This is a messenger RNA of Recurvomyces mirabilis, 996 nucleotides long. RefSeq lists its product as uncharacterized. Bases 1 to 996 code for a protein of 331 amino acids. The transcript is spliced from 3 exons. The record is from RefSeq and is a predicted model, not a curated record. Lineage: Eukaryota; Fungi; Ascomycota; Dothideomycetes; Mycosphaerellales; Teratosphaeriaceae.